This is a messenger RNA of Eimeria tenella, 984 nucleotides long. RefSeq lists its product as uncharacterized. The record is from RefSeq and is a predicted model, not a curated record. Bases 1 to 984 code for a protein of 327 amino acids. Lineage: Eukaryota; Apicomplexa; Conoidasida; Eucoccidiorida; Eimeriidae. The transcript has 4 exons.
AUGAGGGGCCCUAGUCCUUACCUUCACGAGCAGCAGCAGCGGCAGCUACAGCAGCAGCAGCAGCAACUGCAGCAGCAGCAGCAGCAGCAAGAGCAGAAGCGGCAGCGGCGAAGCUGGUUGCAAGGCAAUCAAAGGGAAGGAACUCCUUCCAUCUGUGGGGCCCCCACAACUCCGAAAUACCACUCCACCCAUGAGGGCCCCGGGGGCCCCCAGAACUCUGGGGGCCCCCAGGAUACUGGGCGCCCCCAGGUUACUGGGGGCCCCCAGGGUGUAGGGGGGCCCGGGGGCCCCCGGGGCCCCGGGGGCCCCCAUGGGUCUGGGGGCCAGAUGGGCCCUGGGGGCCCCCGGGGUUGGAGGCAGCAGCGGCAAACCCAAAAGGGUCUUUUUGGGGGCCCCUGUGGGGCCCCGGGGGCCCCCGGGGCCCCGGGGGCCCCCGGGGCCCCCGGGACCUUGGGGGCCCUUGGGCCCCAGUCUUAUUCCCGGUAUUUGGGGAAGCCUGUUUGGAUUUAUACGGGAGGGGACACUUCUGUCUCCCAGCAGCAGCAGCAGCUGCAGCAGCAGCAGCAGCAGCUGCAGCAGCAGCAGCAGCAGCUGCAGCAGCAGCAGCAGCAGCAGCAAACAGAAGAGGAGAGGGAGGCCCGGGCUCUAGACCCCUUUAUUCGCGGAGUGCUUUGCAAGCCGCAGCCUGAGGGCCUGCCAGCAAACGUAGUAGCUGUUGCAAUUCCUGCAGCAGCAGCAGCAGCAGCUGCUGCUGCUGCUGCUGCUGCUGCUGCUGCUGAGCCUGCUGGUGGUGACGCUGAGGGAGGGCAGCAGGUUGUCUAUGCGCCGAUGGAGACAGUUUUUCCGUCUGAUGAGGUCUUUGGCGUGCCGGACAACACUCAGCUGCUGCACCUGAACGUGCCCAACGUGUUGGAGAAUUUGCGCCGGCGGUAUUUGGCGGCGGCGGGGGCGGCGAAGCAGCACCACAUUUAUGUAAAUAAAUAA